ACAAAGACGCCCCCUUUAGGGUUUUAGCUGCCACAUCCAUAUCCUCCUCUUCCCGAAGAGUGUGCGAGAGAGAGAGGGAGUGAGCAAACAUGCCGGCUGGUCACGGUCUUCGUUCUCGGACCCGAGAUCUGUUCGCUAGGCCCUUCAGGAAGAAGGGGUACAUACCUCUCACGACCUACUUGAGAACCUUCAAGAUCGGUGAAUACGUCGACAUCAAGGUCAACGGCGCCAUCCACAAGGGAAUGCCUCACAAGUUCUACCACGGCCGCACUGGCCAAGUCUGGAACGUUACCAAGCGCGCCAUCGGCGUCGAGAUCAACAAGCAGGUGGGUAACAGAAUAAUCAGGAAGAGAAUUCACGUGCGUGUGGAGCAUGUGCAACCUUCAAGGUGCACUGAGGAUUUCCGUCUGAGGAAACUGAAGAAUGAUGAACUGAAGGCUGAGGCAAAGGCCAAAGGUGAGGUCAUUAGCACAAAGAGGCAGCCAAAGGGCCCUAAACCGGGUUUUAUGGUGGAAGGUGCAACAUUGGAGACUGUGACUCCCAUUCCUUACGAUGUCGUCAAUGAUCUCAAGGGUGGUUACUAGGUCUUUGCUAUUGUUGUUUGGAGAAUCUUAUUUGGAUUUGUGUUUUUUUGUUAGUGUCAUAACUUUGGGAAAGGUACUCUGAGUCCUAGUUUAUUUUCAUUUGUUAUCAAAUACAUGGAUGUUUUCUAUGCAAUAUUAAAAUUUUGAUUGAA
Molecule: messenger RNA, 736 nt
Organism: Alnus glutinosa
Lineage: Eukaryota; Viridiplantae; Streptophyta; Magnoliopsida; Fagales; Betulaceae
Product: large ribosomal subunit protein eL21z/eL21y
Exons: 2
Coding region: 90-584 (164 amino acids)
Biological process (GO): translation
Cellular component (GO): ribosome; cytosolic large ribosomal subunit
Molecular function (GO): structural constituent of ribosome
Source: RefSeq, a predicted model, not a curated record